AUGCAAAGGGAGACGUCCGCGGCAUCGCAUACACCGCCAGCGUCUCCUGGCGCCACGCGCCGAGCACGGGAUGACGACGUGUUCCUGCGACUCGCCGGGGCGGGAAACGACAGCACGCCUCAAGGGACCGUCAAAGAGAUUGCACUCAAGCGUGUAAGCGGCAGUGGGGGCAAUAACACGGGCGUGUGGCUGCAGUGCACGCACGUGGCCGAGGGACAUGCGGGGGCGGCGCUCGCACUCGCAGCAACCAAUGACAUGUUGUACAGUGGUGGAGUCGACCGCACAGUCCGUGGCUGGGACUUCACAGCGGGCACGGAGGCGUGGCGCGGAUGGUGCGGGGGCGGGGUCGGCGCUCUAGCGGCCGGUGACAAUGAUGGUCGCGAUGUCAGACUUGUGUUAGCUGCGGCCGGCGCCGCCGUCAGACUCUUUGACACCAGGUCUAGAACGCCCGUUACAACACUAUGGUCAUCUGGUGCAACGGGACCCUGCCCAACAACCCGCGGUAUCGGCGGUGAGGUGGCCGUUACGGCGUUAGCGCUUGCGGAAUCACAUCGACUGUAUACCGCUGCUGGGGACAAGCUCCGGUUGUGGGAUCUACGCAUGAUGGAGUGUGUGUGCAAGUUAUGGACGGGCCACGCUGCCGCCGUUAUGUGUCUGGCAUUGGGCCGAGCACCGCAAGGAGAUCUCGUCGCUACUGGCUCGAAAGACCACUAUGUUCGAACCCUAGAUAUGCAGCCUCAAGAUACAGGUGGCUGGGAAGCGAGUAACCGUUGGUUGCUAGAACCGCCGCACUAUGACGGUGUCCAAGCACUGGCACUCGGCGAUGAUGAUACAGUACUGUACAGUGCCUCCAGGGAUACCAGUUUGAAAAAAUGGAGCCUCACCGAUCACACUCUCACACACGGAGUGAUGAACGCUCACAAGGGCUGGGUGACGGGCGUGUGCGUGGUGGGCGAGCUGGUGGCGAGCUGCGGGCGCGACGCGGCGCUGCGCGUGUGGAGCGGCGCGCUGCGGCCCGCCGCCGUGCCCGCCGCGCUGCCCGACCUGCCGCACGCCCUGCGCGCGCACCCGCACCCACACCUGCGCGCGCUCUACACCGCCGGCAAGUAUGUACCCACCUCACUCAAACUUUUAGCAUUCACUUUGACUAUGCGACGGGCGUAUACGGUGUUUCCGACUGCGCAAAACAAGAUGACCCACGGGGCCGUGCUCCGCUCCGAGCACGCCGCCCUCGCGCCGCCCCCGCACCCCCGCGACCCCCACGACCCCCGCCACGCCCACGCGCCGCGCCUGGCGGUGACUGCGGCAACAUCUAUCUGCCGCGGCAUUGACGGUGUUUGA
Arctia plantaginis is the source of this 1341-nucleotide messenger RNA. The record is from the annotation of a GenBank genome assembly. Lineage: Eukaryota; Metazoa; Arthropoda; Insecta; Lepidoptera; Erebidae.